Molecule: messenger RNA, 1573 nt
Organism: Suncus etruscus (white-toothed pygmy shrew)
Lineage: Eukaryota; Metazoa; Chordata; Mammalia; Eulipotyphla; Soricidae
Gene: TUBB4B
Product: tubulin beta 4B class IVb
Biological process (GO): mitotic cell cycle; microtubule cytoskeleton organization
Cellular component (GO): microtubule; cytoplasm
Molecular function (GO): structural constituent of cytoskeleton; GTP binding; GTPase activity
Source: RefSeq, a predicted model, not a curated record
UGCAGGACUCGGCGCGCCUGCUGCUCUGUGUCUCCGUCGUGUCUGUUUGCUCCGCGUCCCUGCCGCUACCGCGUCUGCCGCAGCCGCCGCGUCGCCAUGAGGGAGAUUGUGCAUUUGCAGGCCGGGCAGUGCGGCAACCAGAUCGGUGCGAAGUUCUGGGAGGUGAUCAGCGACGAACAUGGCAUCGACCCUACUGGAACCUACCAUGGGGACAGCGACCUGCAGCUGGAGCGGAUCAACGUGUAUUACAACGAGGCCACCGGUGGCAAGUAUGUGCCCCGCGCCGUGCUGGUGGACCUGGAGCCAGGAACCAUGGACUCGGUGCGCUCCGGCCCUUUCGGGCAGAUCUUCCGGCCUGACAACUUUGUCUUUGGGCAGAGUGGUGCCGGCAACAACUGGGCCAAGGGGCAUUACACAGAAGGUGCAGAGCUGGUGGACUCAGUCCUAGAUGUGGUGCGGAAGGAGGCCGAGAGCUGCGACUGUCUGCAGGGCUUCCAGCUCACCCAUUCUCUGGGCGGUGGCACGGGCUCGGGCAUGGGCACCCUGCUCAUCAGCAAGAUCCGAGAGGAGUACCCUGACCGUAUCAUGAACACCUUCAGCGUAGUGCCCUCGCCCAAAGUGUCGGACACUGUGGUGGAGCCCUACAAUGCCACCCUCUCCGUCCACCAGCUGGUGGAGAACACGGACGAGACCUACUGCAUUGAUAACGAGGCGCUGUAUGACAUCUGCUUCCGCACCCUCAAACUCACCACCCCCACCUACGGCGACCUCAACCACCUGGUCUCAGCCACCAUGAGUGGAGUCACCACCUGCCUGCGCUUCCCCGGCCAGCUCAAUGCUGACCUGCGCAAGCUGGCCGUGAACAUGGUGCCCUUCCCCCGGCUGCACUUUUUCAUGCCAGGCUUUGCCCCUCUGACCAGCCGGGGCAGCCAGCAGUACCGCGCCCUGACUGUGCCAGAGCUCACCCAGCAGAUGUUUGAUGCCAAGAACAUGAUGGCUGCUUGUGACCCACGCCACGGCCGCUACUUAACUGUGGCCGCCGUCUUCCGGGGCCGCAUGUCCAUGAAGGAGGUGGACGAGCAGAUGCUGAAUGUGCAGAACAAGAACAGCAGCUACUUCGUGGAGUGGAUCCCCAACAACGUGAAGACGGCCGUGUGCGACAUCCCUCCACGGGGCCUGAAGAUGUCGGCCACCUUCAUUGGCAACAGCACGGCCAUCCAGGAGCUAUUCAAGCGCAUCUCCGAGCAGUUCACGGCCAUGUUCCGCCGCAAGGCUUUCCUGCAUUGGUACACGGGUGAGGGCAUGGACGAGAUGGAGUUCACCGAGGCUGAAAGCAACAUGAAUACCCUGGUGUCCGAGUACCAGCAGUACCAGGAUGCCACAGCAGAGGAGGAAGGCCAGUUCGAGGAGGAGGCAGAGGAGGAGGUAGGCCUAGGGUUUGUGCACCCAUACGUGGGAGCCUGUGAACUUUAUUCAUUCACAACCUAUUCUGGUAGCCAUCACUGCGUGUGCAUUUCCUCUUUCUGUUUCCAUGCUGCGAGCUGUUCAGACACAAUUAAAGCCUUUUCAUAGU